AUGUUGAAUUUUAGGUGGCAGCAGGACACGCAAGAGAUUCCUUGGAAUCUGAGACUCCAAAACCCCAAACGGAGAACAUCCAGAUGCUGGGAUCGCCACAUCGCUGAAGGGUGUUGCUGCCUCCCGUGGAAAAAAAUACACACUUUUAAAGGAAGACAAGAUUCCCAAAAGGAAAAUGAAGGAAUGUCAUCUGCUGCCAUCCAGGAUAACGCUGAUCAGACCUACAUGGAGGAGCUGUGCUACGCCCUCAUCACUCACAGGGUCCUCAGGAGAAGGCCGUCAGGGAACUCUGCUGAGGAGUACUACGAGAAUGUUUCCUGCAGGGUGGAGAGGCCCGGAGAGGCCUUGGGAGGAACUGAGACUGAGUAUUCACUUCUCUGUAUGCCUUCCACCUCUAGGCAUCCACCUUCCCCAGAAAACGAAUAUGAACUGUGUAUGCCUAGCAGAAUCUCCUCUCACCCCCGGCAACAGCCACGUCCAUGUUUGGCCCCUUCUGAGACUCAGUUUUCCCAUUUGUAA
Molecule: messenger RNA, 519 nt
Organism: Galeopterus variegatus (Sunda flying lemur)
Lineage: Eukaryota; Metazoa; Chordata; Mammalia; Dermoptera; Cynocephalidae
Gene: GCSAM
Product: germinal center-associated, signaling and motility
Exons: 5
Coding region: 1-519 (172 amino acids)
Biological process (GO): negative regulation of lymphocyte migration; regulation of B cell receptor signaling pathway
Source: RefSeq, a predicted model, not a curated record